Molecule: messenger RNA, 1373 nt
Organism: Plodia interpunctella (Indianmeal moth)
Lineage: Eukaryota; Metazoa; Arthropoda; Insecta; Lepidoptera; Pyralidae
Exons: 1
Coding region: 531-1295 (254 amino acids)
Source: RefSeq, a predicted model, not a curated record
UUGGAAUUGAGCGACCUAAUCACAAUACAGCAUGGAAGCCUCUAAAAUCACAUCGACCGGAUAACAUUGCCGCAGAAUCUCCUAUAUUUCCUAGUCUAAGAACAACAACUCAUCGAGUGCCUUCUACGUCAAUUGGAGGAGUAAAUGAAGAUAAUGGCCUCGGCGAGGUAGAGUACGAUAUUGAUAUCCGCAAAGACGAAGCUAAUUAACUACCAUUCGCGUAAAUACAAAGAGAGGGAUAAGAUAUGAAAAAAAAAACUGCUGGCUGAUGAGAUGAACUCGACAAGCAUACAAUAGAACUUAAUAGUUGUAGAACCAACCUUCCGUCAUAAAUCAAAAUUAAUACAUACUAAUAAGUUGUGUAGGUAAAUAUGUGUUAAAAAUACCGAAACAAAACAGGUUUGCCAUGUGAUAAUCUACGAUGCGCAUUAUUCAGAAAUCAAGCUCAGUUUUAUCCUCGUCGCCACGCACUAAACCGAUUGCGGAAAUAAACAGUGUACUUAGUGUUGUAUUAAAAUAAAAUUACAAAUAUGAUGAGAAGUUUGUUGUUUAUCGUGUUCAUGACAGUGAUGUGUAACGGAGAUCAUCCAACGCCAAUACUAGACGCUCUAAUUUUAGGAGCAUCAAAAAUACGCUCAAGGAUUAAAAAUGCAGGUUCAUUUAUUGAUAACAUUACUCAUAGACACAGUGGCGGCGGUGUAAACAUCCAGGGGAACUUUGAAAUUAAUAGAGAUCAGGAGUACUCGUACCACAUGAAUCCUCCAUCACCUGAGCCUGGACCUGGGCCUAAUGGAUAUGGACCCGGGCCUAACGGAUAUGGACCAAAUGGUUAUAGACCUGAACCUGGACCCAAUGGCUAUGGACCCGGACCUAACAGCUAUAGACCUGAGCCUAACGGAUAUGGACCCGGGCCAAAUGGAUAUGAACAUAGACCAAAUAAUGGUUAUGGCCCUGGACCAAAUGGCAAUCAACCUGGGCCUAAUGUAUAUGGACAAAGGCCCAAUGGCUAUGGACCUGGACCAAGUAAUGGUUAUGGACCCGACCCUAAUGGCCAUGGCAAUAACGGACCGAAUUACGGACAGAACGAGCAAAAUUACAAUAACGACAACAAUAAAAAUCCUGGUCAAUUCGACUAUGACUACAAUAAAAAAGAUGAACCGACUCAUGUACAUUUAAACCCAAAUGAAGUAUAUGGAGAUAAUAAAAACGAAAAUAAUUCUCCAAAAAGAGAAACCAAAAAUGAAGAAGUUGAUGACCAAGAAUAUGAUAUCGAUAUUAGAUUUAAAGAUGUCUAAUUAUGUCUAAUGUGUUUAGACCAUUGUAAUCAACACGAUCACAUUUAAUUACCUAUUUUAAUUAAACGAAAAAUUUAA